AUUCAGCAACCAUGAGGUCUCUGGUCUUUGUUCUGCUCAUCGGAGCUGCCUUCGCCCUUGAUGACGACAAGAUCGUCGGAGGGUAUGAGUGCACACCCCACUCCCAGCCCCAUCAGGUCUCUCUGCAAUCUGGCUACCACUUCUGUGGAGGCUCUCUGGUGAACAAGGAUUGGGUUGUGUCUGCUGCUCACUGCUACAAGUCUCGCAUUGAGGUUCGUCUUGGAGAGCACCACAUCAGGGUCAACGAGGGUACCGAGCAGUUCAUCAGCUCUUCCCGCGUCAUCCGCCACCCCAGAUACAGCUCCUACAACAUCAACAAUGACAUCAUGCUGAUCAAGCUGAGCAAGUCCGCCACCCUCAAUGAGUACGUGUCAGCUGUGGCUCUGCCCACCAGCUGUGCCCCCGCUGGCACCAUGUGCAAGGUCUCCGGAUGGGGCAACACCAUGAGCUCCUCCGCCAACGGUGACAAGCUGCAGUGCCUGAACAUCCCCAUCCUGUCCGACAGGGACUGCGAUAACUCCUACCCUGGCAUGAUCACCGAUGCCAUGUUCUGCGCUGGAUACCUGGAGGGAGGCAAGGACUCUUGCCAGGGUGACUCUGGUGGCCCCGUCGUGUGCAACGGUGAGCUUCAGGGUGUUGUGUCCUGGGGUUACGGAUGUGCCGAGAGGGAUCACCCCGGUGUCUACGCCAAGGUCUGCCUCUUCAACGACUGGCUGGAGGACACCAUGGCCAGCUAUUAAGUCUGAUCAAGUGAUGACCAUCUUACUCUGCUGCCUCUAUUCUACCAUUCUCACUCCAACGUUGUUGUUGAGUUUGAACAAUGUGCAGCCAUUUUCCAUCUGAGUCAAUAAAAUCUUUAAAUUCAAA
Messenger RNA from Notolabrus celidotus (New Zealand spotty), 867 nucleotides. RefSeq names its product trypsin-1-like. Bases 12 to 740 code for a protein of 242 amino acids. The record is from RefSeq and is a predicted model, not a curated record. Gene Ontology annotation, molecular function: serine-type endopeptidase activity. Gene Ontology annotation, biological process: proteolysis. The transcript has 6 exons. Lineage: Eukaryota; Metazoa; Chordata; Actinopteri; Labriformes; Labridae.